CGCGAGCGACAGCUGUCAAAGUUGGCGCGCGUUUACUCACAAAACAAACCGCUGCUUUCGCUCUAAUCUUGUUCCGCAAAACUCUAAAUUUUCAGGAAUAUUCCUGGUAUUAAGUGCAGAAAAUAUCAACCAUUUCAGUGACUUUUCUACUCUACAUCACAGCAAAAUGAAUGAUAGUUUUGGUGCCGGUGGAUUCAACGCUACUGGGGGUGGCGCCGCGCAGGAGAACAAAGCCGAAGGCGUUCUCCCGCUGACCAUCCGCCAGAUCCAGGAAUCGUCCGAGGAUGGCAUGCAGCUGUUUGGCAUCCACUACAGUAUGGUGACCUUUGUGGGGAUCGUCCGGACGGUGGCGCAUUCGUCGACGAAGAUCACCUACCGCCUGGAGGAUCACACCGGUCAGGUGGAUGCGCAUCUGUGGCUCGAGGAGGGCGACACCAGCAGCACACCCGGAGUGGCGGAAAACGCAUACGCCAGGGUUGUGGGCUCGGUACGCCACCAGGGUGGAAGUAAGGCGGUGAUGAUCUUCAAGAUAGACAUGGUCCACUCGCCCAACGAGGUGACGACCCACCUGCUGGAGGUGCUGAAUGCCCGAUACAAGGGCGAGGAGUAUGCCAAAAGUGGCGGAGGUGCUGGAACUAGCGGGGCUGAAUCCGGCGCCAAAGACACGGCUUCCAGCGGAGGUUUCAUGGAAACGGACAACAACACGAUGGGUUUGUCCGGGAAGAAUCUGGUCGUGUACAGGGCGAUCAAGAGCCACAUGUCAGACAUCGGAAUCAGCCGGCAGGAGCUGCAGAAAAAGUUUCCGCAUAUCAGCGCUUCGGAGAUGCAGAGCAUAACCGAUUACAUGACCCAGGAGGGACUCGUCUAUACCAGUGUGGAUUCGGACCACUUCCUAUGCGUUGACGCGUAGGACGCAUGGAGAAACAGGUUUUGUUGGUACAAUAUAAGGUAUUUAUAAGCGUCCGUAAUUAUAGUUUUACAUCCAAUAUGCAUCAUUAUUAUCAGUCUGGCUUGUUAAUGUUCUACAAAAUCAUAUAAUAUUACGGUAUACAGUGAUCAUCGGAACUAAAA
This is a messenger RNA of Armigeres subalbatus, 1071 nucleotides long. RefSeq names its product replication protein A 32 kDa subunit-like. NCBI's taxonomy places the organism in Eukaryota, Metazoa, Arthropoda, Insecta, Diptera, Culicidae. The record is from RefSeq and is a predicted model, not a curated record. The transcript is spliced from 3 exons. Bases 167 to 910 code for a protein of 247 amino acids. Gene Ontology annotation, molecular function: single-stranded DNA binding. Gene Ontology annotation, cellular component: site of double-strand break; chromosome, telomeric region; DNA replication factor A complex. Gene Ontology annotation, biological process: double-strand break repair via homologous recombination; DNA replication; nucleotide-excision repair.